AGCAGUGUUAUCAUGUCUGGACGAGGCAAAGGUGGUAAGGGACUGGGGAAGGGGGGCGCUAAGCGCCAUCGUAAGGUUUUGCGUGACAAUAUCCAGGGUAUCACCAAACCCGCCAUCCGGCGUCUGGCCCGGCGAGGUGGGGUCAAGCGCAUAUCUGGUCUGAUUUAUGAAGAGACCCGCGGGGUACUGAAGGUGUUUUUGGAGAACGUGAUCCGGGACGCGGUCACUUACACGGAGCACGCCAAGCGGAAGACCGUCACUGCCAUGGACGUAGUGUACGCCCUCAAACGCCAGGGACGCACCCUCUACGGCUUCGGCGGUUAGGUCGCCCGUUUUCAGCGAUUUAACAUC
Eubalaena glacialis (North Atlantic right whale) is the source of this 351-nucleotide messenger RNA. RefSeq names its product histone H4. Gene Ontology annotation, cellular component: nucleosome. Gene Ontology annotation, biological process: nucleosome assembly. The record is from RefSeq and is a predicted model, not a curated record. Lineage: Eukaryota; Metazoa; Chordata; Mammalia; Artiodactyla; Balaenidae. The coding region runs from base 13 to 324 and encodes 103 amino acids. Gene Ontology annotation, molecular function: structural constituent of chromatin; protein heterodimerization activity; DNA binding. The transcript has a single exon.